GGAAUGUUAAAGGCCUUGGUCAACAAUUCCUUGUCGAAGCCACGGAAGAUGUUUGCGAAUGUCUGCCUGCCCUGCUCUUGGUGCAGUUGCUGCUGUCCUCUCCUUGGUGGUACACCAGCAAGUUGGUUGGCAGGGUUGUUGAGGUCGUUGACAGCAAUGACAACAAGGUCUUCAUUUCCAUCAUUGUAGCACCAGUGGGUUGCACCGGCUGGAAUGGCCAAGAUGUGUCCUCGGUGAAUACGAUGCACCCUCUGGUGCUAAUCAAGAGCCAGAAACUUAGGAGAGGGAAAGGGUGGAAGUUAGGCAAAUGAGAGCACAGUGAAAUUCAAUGGCACAACUCGGUGCACUGGAACUGGUCCUCAUUCUCGUCCAACAACCCGGUGACACCACCCUCUGAUCCAAUGCUCUGAGAGGGCUGGCCUGCCAAUAGUCAUUGAAGAUGGCAUUGCCAUGCCUCCCUAAGUUGGGUUGAUUGUUGCCCAAUUCCCACUGAUACAAGAAGAGAGAGGGAGAGAACCAAAAGCAGCUGAGUGGCCAUGGUUUAGCCUUCUUGUAGGUGAUGAAAUGGCUUGAGCCCUAGAGCCAAAUAUAUAGUGAAGAAAGUUUUGGAAAGUAGUGGAAUGGAGUUUGUUUUCUUUUGCAUGAAGGGGAGUGUCGUGAUGUCCAUUGAUAUGUGCCACCUUGCAGUGGUGGUUGUUGGUUAAAGCAUCUUUUACGUGGUGCUAACACCUCUGCAAUGUGCCCACCACUUGACCAGCGUCUCUCUGAGCUUAAUGUACACACAGGAAAUCAUGAAAAGUUGUUUCUAGCUGUGGCUGGGUUUAGCCAUUUACUACUCACUAAGGCUUGGAAAUGGACCUCUCUUUGUGGGUAGGUCUGGUGCCAACAAACUUGGGCUUGAACUUGCAGAUUUGUAAUGUGAAAGAGUGUCUCAAACCAACCUUUGUUCAAUAAUAUUUGGUGUUUAUAGAUGAUCCUGAGCUAUCAAUCUUGAGCAGCUCAUUGGGUAGCAAAGGUCAGUCUUACACAGUUGCUACCGGAGGACUGGGUCUCAACUCUCAACUCAAAUCCACCAAGAGAGUUUUAAGGCUAUCUUACCAUCUGAUUGUAACCUCAUUUCUGAUUAGUUAUAUGGAAUAUAUGCAACCUUUCAAAUAACUUUGGUUGGACCUUGGAACCUUACACAUGUAACUUAUUCUUUUGCUUGGGAAGUUUUAUGGCAAUGGUGUUGAGGGGGCUGGUUGAAGACAGGAACUAAUUGAAGUCUACGGUUUGUCGUUCUAGUCAGAUUGUCACUGAUUAUGGUAG
Ilex paraguariensis (yerba mate) is the source of this 1308-nucleotide messenger RNA. The record is from the annotation of a GenBank genome assembly. Lineage: Eukaryota; Viridiplantae; Streptophyta; Magnoliopsida; Aquifoliales; Aquifoliaceae.